AUGGAUGAAGCCGGAAGUAGGACGGUACCUAUGCAGGUGUUGGCUCUGGGUAUGUCACGCAGUGGGACCGAGAGCAUACGCAAAGCACUCGAGGAGAUGGGGUACCUCCGUACCUACCAUGGCGUUCAAGAUCUCCUGGCUGGCAAGGACGGAUUCACAUGGGCUCAACUCGCUGAACGCAAGUACGGAAAGAACCCGCAACCGAUUACACGUGAACACUUCUAUCGUAUUCUUGGGGACUGUGCAGCCGUCACAGACAUGCCAUGCUGUGCUUUCUGGUCUGAACUCAUGGACGCCUAUCCACAAGCCAAAAUCCUCCUGGUGGAGCGAGACGUUGAAGAAUGGUUUCGUAGCUUCGAGACGGUCAUUCUGAAGGAAGUCUUCUCGUGGAAAAGGGAUGUCAUUGCGUUUGCAAUCCGCGUGGGCUUGUUCCCACCCAAUCCUAACAUUUUCAUCAACGGCCUCUUUCUCAACUACUUCCAGGCGAGGAAUACGUCGGAACUGGCGAGGAACGCGAGGUCGGUGUAUAUGCAGCAUUAUGAUGCUAUCGAAGCGAGAGCCAAGUUGGAGGGAAGGCCGGUGUUGAGGAUGCGGUUGGAGGAAGGGUGGGGACCUAUGUGUGAGUUUCUGGGCAAGCAACAACCGUCAGGACAUGAGGGAGGAGCAUUGCCCAAGGGGAACGAAGGAUACAAGACAGCGGCCAACACUCGAAUGCAUCAGAACCGAGCCAUGCGGUUUCUCGCGUUGAUUGUCGCGAAGAGCCUGGCGAAGGUGGGAGCUGGUGUCGCGGUCGCGGUCUUGCUUGUGAUGGUUUCCGCAAAGACUAUGCAUAGAGCGUAG
This is a messenger RNA of Zasmidium cellare ATCC 36951, 840 nucleotides long. RefSeq lists its product as uncharacterized. Lineage: Eukaryota; Fungi; Ascomycota; Dothideomycetes; Mycosphaerellales; Mycosphaerellaceae. The transcript has 2 exons. The record is from RefSeq and is a predicted model, not a curated record. Bases 1 to 840 code for a protein of 279 amino acids.